Messenger RNA from Naegleria lovaniensis, 1890 nucleotides. RefSeq lists its product as uncharacterized. Bases 1 to 1890 code for a protein of 629 amino acids. The record is from RefSeq and is a predicted model, not a curated record. Lineage: Eukaryota; Heterolobosea; Eutetramitea; Acrasida; Naegleriidae. The transcript has a single exon.
AUGAUCACCCUAUUGAGAGGUUCUGUAACAUUGAACCUAUCCUACCUAUUGGUCCUUAUUUCCACACUGCUUUUUGUCAGCGUCGCUGUUCAAGGUCAAUCUCUUGUAAUUAUUCAAAACACACUUUCUCUCUACAAUGGAGACAAUAUUACCUUAACCAAUGCAAAUCUUGUUUCAACUCUCAACUCUGUCAAUGCUCCUCCUCGUAUCAUCUACUCAGUCGUGCCAGGAACUCUUAGUAAUGGUCAAUUUUUCCUUUUCAGUAAUGUGACUGGUUUAUAUGCUCCAACCACUUCAUUCUCUCAACAAGAUUUAGCAAAUGGAUAUGUUCGUUUUUCUCAUCCAGGAAAUCAACAAAUGCCAACCUAUACUUUGAGAGCAGUUGAUCCCUUGUUGAAUGUCGCUUCUCAAAAUUCUACUGCUUCGAUUAUUUUCACAGCUUUUAGAAGAGGAACUAUUGGUGCUCCAAGACCAAUAUUUGAAGCCAGUGUGGAUCCAAAUACGUUGAUUGUUACAUUGAGAAUUACCAUGUUUAAGAGAGUGUUUGAUACUCCUGAGGCCAAUUUCAAUUUGGGUCUUUCUUCAUUGAUGGCCUGUCAACAAUCCGAUUUGAUUAGAGAUGGUUUUACAUUGGUUGCCAGUACCAAUUGGUAUAACACUUAUCAAUUCACAGCUCCACUUUCAAGUUACCUCACAAAUCCAAAUAUUCAACAAGUAAGCAAUGGAGGUGUGAUUGAUCUCGUUGCAACCAUGUUUGCAGAUUACAUGAUUACUCGUUUGAUUCCAUCUAAUUCUAACGGUGGUGAUAUCUAUGUCAUUCCUUCUCAAUCAGGAACUUGUUACCAAGUCAUUUACACCCAGAAAUAUAUUUUGACUUUGACAUUAGCUAUCACUCGUGUCAACUUUAACAAUACCAAUCCUAAUAGCUUCUUGCAACCUAAAAAGAUUUUCAUCAACGAUUUGGGAAGAUUGGAAAUUCGUUUGAUUGUCUACACAACAGUCACUGAAACCAUUACUUCAUGGAGAGUGACUGGUCCUUAUGCUUUCAACGUUACAGAUGCUGUUUUCACAGGUUCUUCGAAUGGUUUCAAUUAUUACUCAGUGGUCUUGCAGUCGUUUGUCAUUAGCUCUGAAGUUGACUUUUAUGGAGAUUACGUGCUCUCCUUCACUACCAUCUCAAAUCAAGUCCAUUCCAUUCCUUAUUCACUGCAAUAUCUGGUUCCUUAUCCUCCUAUUGAACAAGUCUUAUUAUUUGACACUCAAGCUCAAACCUUUGCCAAUGCAGCUCUCACUACUCCAAGAACUCAAUUCUCUCCAACGGAUACCGUGUAUGUGAGAGUGGAUGCCAAUAAUGCACCAGUUCUUUCAGCUUUCCAACUUGCUCCAUACGAUGUGAUUUUGUGUUGCUUCCAGAGCUUUGCAUCCAUACCUGCUGAUGUGGACUGUAGAAAUGCAAGUCGUGCUGGUGAUUUCAGUGCCAAUAUUUUCAUUGAUGGUGCGGCUGUGAGAGCAGAUCCAAGUGUGAAUCCAGGAGUGUUGCCUCCUCCAAAUACUCAAAGUUUUGGAUUCAAUUUCAACUUCCCAAUUGCUAUUAGAAAUGACGUCGAUCGAAGAUGUUUCUUGACCAUUGAAACUGCUUACCUUCCUCGUAAUACUUCAACAAGAUCCAUGAUGGAGUCGUACAGCACUGAAGCUGUGGCUGCAAAUACACCAGUUCCAAAUACUGUAGCUUCUGUCACGUACAGAGUGUUCGAUGUCAUUCCAAACAACAAGAAUGGAAAUGGCAAUGGUGGUGUGAGUAGUGCAGCCAAGCAAGGUGGUUCUUCAUCAAUGAUGACAUUGGUUGCUCUCAUGAUUGCUGUGUUCAUUUCCGUUGUGUUAGGAUGUUAA